Molecule: messenger RNA, 10635 nt
Organism: Lates calcarifer (barramundi perch)
Lineage: Eukaryota; Metazoa; Chordata; Actinopteri; Centropomidae
Product: apolipoprotein B-100-like
Biological process (GO): lipoprotein transport; cholesterol transport; cholesterol homeostasis
Cellular component (GO): mature chylomicron; very-low-density lipoprotein particle; low-density lipoprotein particle
Molecular function (GO): low-density lipoprotein particle receptor binding; cholesterol transfer activity
Source: RefSeq, a predicted model, not a curated record
AUGGACGCAGAGGGCAACCCUUCCCACAUUUUCUGUAGAUAUCCACUGAAGGUUGUGGUUGAGGGUGUGUAUGAUGUGAAACUGUACCCUGAGGAUGGUGAGACAACAACCAUCCUGAACAUCAAGAGGGGCAUCAUCUCUGCCCUGGCUGUGCCUCUGGUGGAAGAAGACAAGAACAAGAACAUGCCCACUAUCCACGGCAAGUGCAGGACCAUAUACACCAUCAAUGCAAGGGAGGACAUUGCAACUGACAUCAACCUGGACAGGGAUCUGUCCAGAUGUGACAAAUUUGUCCCGAUGAGAGAUCACACCAGCCCAUUGGCUCUUAUCUCUGGCAUGCACUACCCUCUUGCUCAGCUGGUCAGAAGCUCCCAGUCCUGCAACUACAAGUUUGACAAUGAGAAGAAACACAUGACCUCUGGGUCCUGCACUGAGAAGCACAUCCUCAUCCCCUUCUCACACAAGGGAGAAUAUGGAGUUACCAAUGUUGGAAAGCAAGAACUGACUCUGAUUCAGGUCUCUCCUCACAAUGACAGAGUCUUUGAUCGCAGUGACAUCGUCAAGGGUCUUCACAUGGAGGCCGUUGAGGACAAGAGUGUUGUCCAGGAUAAAGAUGCAGGUCUGAACCUCCUGAGAGAACUGGCCAACCUGCCCGAGACUGAGGGUGAGAGGAGGGCCCACCUCUUCCACAAGCUUGUCACCAUGGUCCGUGGAAUGAAGGCCGAGACCCUGAGUCCCGCCAUUCCUGAGGCUAUCGCUGUGUCCCGCGUCCUGACCUACCAGGUUCUGGCCCAGUGCGGAACCCCUGAAUGCAGCAGUGCCAUCAUGCAGAUCCUCAGGACCUUAGACAGCUCUUCACUCGAGGUUGAUGCCGCAGUUUUUGCUUUGGGACUCAUGUCCAAUCCCUCUGCCCUCCUGAUCAAUGACUUGCUGGAGAUGGCCAAAUACAAGUCCAGCAAGCCCAUCAUGUAUGCCCUGAGCAAUGUUGUCAAGAGGUUUUACAAAGCUGAAGGAAAACUGAUCCCUGAGAUUCAUUCUGUGGCUGAAUUCAUGGGUACUCAGUUGGGUGACUGCUCCGGUGACCAAGACAACACUUUCAUGACAUUGAGAGUUAUUGGAAACAUGGCUCCAGCUAUGGCAGCUGCUGGUCCUGCACUAAGAGCCGGUGUGAUCCAGUGUGUGAACCAACCUGCAGCUUCCCUGGCUGUGCAGCAGGCUGCUAUCCAGGUGUUCAGGCUGACUCCCGUCCCUGAGGAGGGCAGAGAGGUUCUCAUGCAGGUGCUUUUGGACAGCGCCAGUCCAAUGCAAAAGCGUAUUGCUGCAUAUCUGGUACUUAUGAAGGACCCCCAGCCAAGUGAACUGGCCCAGCUGGCUGCUGCCUUGCCCAGUGAGCAGGACAAACAAGUCAAGAGCUUUGUCAUCUCCCACAUUACCAACAUUUUGUCCUCAACUGCACCUGAGACUGAAGAACUGAGACAAAAGAUUCGUGAUGCCCUGCAGGGUAAUGAGAUCGGGCCAAUUAUGGACCCCUUCAAGUUCUCUCGAAACUACAAGGUCGGAUCUGUGGAGGGCAACAUGAUCUUCGAGGGUUCCAGCUAUCUGCCCAAGGAGGUCAUGCUUGAAAUGACUCUGAAGGCAUUUGGCUAUGACAUUGACAUGAUGGAGAUUGGUAUGGAGGGCAAAGGAUUUGAGCCAACUGUUGAUGCCCUGUUUGGAGAGAAUGGAUUCUUCCCUGACACUGCCCUGAAGACAAUGUACUUUGUCUCUGACAACAUGCCACUCAGAGUCAAUGAGUUCCUGCAGAACAUGCUGCCUGCUCUGAAGAAGGACAGGAUGAAGAGACAGGCCUCCCAGAACCUGAUGAGGGAGAUUGGACGCAACCUCAACAAACUGAUGAGGGAACUGAAGACCAACCAGUCUCCUGAGGCAAUGGUUUACCUGAGACUUCUGGGAAAUGAGCUGGGUUAUUUGAGGACCAAUGAAGUCACAGAGAUGGCCUACUCUGCUGCCAUGAUGAUUGACAGCAUGUUCAAGAUGUUCCCUAGUGAUCUAAUGAAGGCUUUGAUGACUAAGGCUGACAACACAGUCUUCGCCCAUUACAUCUUCAUGGACAAUGAAUUCUUCCUGCCUACUAUAACUGGUGUGCCUCUGAGGAUUGCACUGUCUGGUACUUUCACCCCUGGAAUCAAGGGUGGACUUAAGAUUGCUCGUGACAUGAGUGAAGUUGCCUUCAUGCCCUCCGCUGGCAUUGAGUUUGUAACUCAGGUUGGCUCCCACAUCCCUGAAUUUGUCAACUCUGGAUUAGAGAUGCACACCAACAUUUUCCAUGAGAGUGGGCUCAGUGCCAAGAUCUCCAUGGAACGUGACAAUGUCAAGCUGACCAUCCCUGCACCAUUGAGACCUACCAAGCUCAUCAAAAUGACAAACAGCCUGGUGGCAGUGACUGGAUCAGAGGUGAAGACCAUCCCCCCUGUGGUGAUGGACAAGGUUGAUGUUAGUGAGUGCACUCCUGUCUUCGCUGGAAUGAAAUACUGCACAGCUCUGCAGUACACUGAUGCUUUCUCUCAAGAGACAGCCCCAUACUUCCCCUUCACUGGAGACAGCAAAUUUGCUGUGGAGCUCCACCCUACUGGUGAGGUCACUGAGUACACAGCCACUGUUGCCUACGAGCUCCUCAGGGAGGGAGAAGAGGGUCGGCAGAAGGUUGACUCUGUUAAGUUCAUUCUCAGGGCUGAAGGUGCAGACCCCACUGAAGCCAGAGCAGUCAUGAAAUAUAACAGAAGGAAGAAUGUCAUCACAGCUGACAUCCAGAUUCCUGACUACGAUGUGGAGGCUGGACUCAGACUGGGUGUUGUCGAUGGAAACACCAAGGGCAAAGGAACUCACUCCAUCUCUCUGGACCUAAUAAACAAGAACAUCCCUCAGCUCUCUCUGGUUGGCCGUGCCAAUCUGAAGGCCAUGAAGGAAGGUAUGCUGCAAGUCCAGCUUCUUGUCCCCUCAAUCAAUGCUGAUGCCACCGUCACAGCUAACAUUAAGCGUGAUGAAGAAAUGGAAAUGCAGCUUAAGAGUGAAAUCAAGUUCAUGGAAGCCACCAGUGAGCAGAAGAUUGCAAUGAAAUAUGAUGCCAGCAAGAUUGAGGUUGAAUUCAAGUCUGAUGUGAAGACUGAGGCCAUCAUCAUGCCAAUUACUGAUAUUUACGAGAAGUAUGGCAACCAGCUUCUUGACACACAGGUGGGACAGACUGACAUGAAAGUCCGUCACAUCUUCAAGAAGUUUGUGGAGGCAGCAAACAACUACAUGGAAAGAUAUGGUGCUGAUAUCCCUUACCUUCAUAACUUCAGAGUACCUGAUAUGCCUGAGAUUUCCCUGCCAGAGACACUGUUCCUGAAUACUGAGGCAAAGGCUGUGUACCACUUCAACAAUGAGCGCUUCACCAUUGCUAUCCCUCUUCCUCUUGGAGGAAAGUCAACAGAGGAGCUUAACUUCCCACCAGCUUUGACCACACCUAGUGUAUCUCUACCCCAGUUUGGACUGGAAAUCAUCUCCAUGGAGAUUCCAAUCCCAGAUCUUGUUGUCCCUGAGAGCCUUACACUCUCUAUUCCUCUUUUUGGCAAAGCUGAGGUUUCAACUCUGAUGAAGAGCAACCUGUAUGACAUGGAGGCCUCAAUGGCUGCCGGCAAAGAUGUUGUGGAAACACCAAGUUACUCAGCUAUGUUUGCUGUAAAAGGAACCUCCCCAUUUGACAUCCUCUCAAUGCAGAUUGAAGGCUCUGGAAUAUUGGCUGUCACCGAUUCCAUUAAGGCCCAGUUGAAAAGUUCUUUGGCCCAUAAAUUCAUUGAAGCCAGUGUUAGUAUAAUCGAGGAUGCAACUGUCACUGACAAAAUGAAUUUGAGAUCAAGCAGUAAGAUUGAAGCCACAAGUCCAUUUGGUCUCAAUUUUGCACUGGAGCACACAGGUAUGGCUGGAAUCAACACUGAAGAAAUCUCUGCUGAUAGCAACUUUGAGGGAAUGUUCAAGGCAGGACCCAUGUACGGCAAGACCAUUUCAACCCAGUCAUUUACUAUCUUCCCAUUGAGGCCAGAAGCAAAGAUUGAUUCUUCUGUUCAGUUUGACUCCACAAUUGUUAGGUCCCAGAACACAAUUGCAGCAUCCCUUGCCAAUGGUGAAUUCUCAGUUGUGUCUAACACCAAUGCCUUUGAAGACAUCUUGACCCAUGUUGCUGAGCUUUCCUUCAAAGACAGCAAGUUGUCACUGAAAUGUGAUGCUAAUGCCCUUGCUCUUGGCAUGAAGAUUCGCAACCAGGCUGAAGCAUCUGCUAGUGCCGGUGAAGUUGUCAUGAGGAUUGAGACAAAUGCAGACCACUCUGAAAACCGUGUUUACUCUCUGCUGACUGCCUCUCUUGAUGUCAAUGGUCUGGCUGUAAACAGCGAUGCCACUGUGAAGCUUCUUGAGAAUGAGGCUACUCACAAGGCUACUCUGAGGAUGAACAAGGAUGGUUUGACCACAAGUGGAACAACCACCGUGCAGAGCCCCCUGUCCCUGGAAAACACCUUUGAUGCUGGGCUUGAUGCUUCAAGAGCUACUUUAUCCAUUACCAACAAGGCUGCAAUGCGUGACAUCAAGGUUGAUAAUGCCAACACUUUAAUAAUUACUCUUUCUAGCCUAGAUUUCAACUCAAAGGCUGAAGCCACAGCAAGUGAGUAUGCCUCUUACACUCAUGAUAUCACCAUCGACCUGAAACCUUACACUGCUUCUGCAAAUGCUAAUAACAACCUGAAACUUCUGGCUGCCAACUUCAUUAACGAGGCUCAGCUGCAGGCAGAGCUUUACAAGAUAGACAUGACUGGAAGCCUGAAAGCCAUUUAUGGUGGGGAAGAGAUCACGCACACCUAUCAGGUAAAUUACGCUGAUAUGACUGCUAACGCUAAGUGCAGCACCACUGGAAAAUUCUUUGGAACUCACAUGAACCAAAACACUGAGCUUGAAGUUAUCGGCCUUGCUGCCAGGAUCACCAACGACGCCCGUUUCAACUCACAGCCAAUACGCUUUGAUCACACCAUCCGCUGCAGCAUUGUUCCUUUUGAUUUCAACCUUGAUGCCAUCUUCAAUGCUGAUGGAGACAUCACCAUGUAUGGAAAGCACAGUGCCCAGCUCUAUGGCAAGUUCCUCCUUCGAACACAACCCCUGGCUUUUGCUAGCUCACAUGAAUGCAGAGCAUCUGUAACCCAGCAGCUAGAUAAUGGUUUUGCCCUUCAGACUAUUAUUGAUAACAACAUGGAUACUGUUCUGUCACUCCAAGAGCAGAGGACCAAUUUUAGAAUAAGGUCUAAACUGAAGUCUGAACUGAAUGAGCAUAUCUUCAGUCAGGAUGUGAGUGUUUACAAUACCGCUGAGAGAACUGGACUUGAGGUUUCUGGCACCAUCCUCACAAAUAUCCUCAACACAGUCUCCACAGACAACCAGGAAUUCACCAUCUCUGGCUUCCUCAAGUAUGACAAGAACACAGACAGUCAUAUAAUUCAGAUCCCUCUAUUUGAAAAUCUGCCCGUCCUCUUGGAAAGCAUCAAGGGCUUUGUUGUGCGUAUUGCAGAGGUGCUACAAGACUACAUCAACAACGAGCAGAUAAGGGCUAAACUUGAGACUCUUCCCCAGCAUGUAAGUGACUUUGUUUCUCAACUCAAUAUAGAGGGCAAGGUAAAUCAACUGAAGCAGUAUUUCAGUGAUUUUACCCAAGAAUAUGCCAUCUCCAUGGAGGAUGUAGAGACCUCUUUGAGAAACCUGAAGGUUAAUGUUGAAAAACUGCUAGCUGAUGUCAGUGCUUACAUCCAAAACUUUGCCCUUAUGAUGAAGGAGAUUAUUGUUAGUGGCACCUUCCCUGAAACCAUCAUUCAGAAUAUCCAGCAACAGCUAAAUGCUUUUAACGAAGAAUAUGACAUCAAGUCUAUGAUUGUGUAUAUGAUUGAUACCAUUAGAGAGAUGGUCGAGCAGAUUGACUUUGAAAAACUGAAGGGCAGCAGCAUUGCAUUCCUGCAAGAUAUUGAUGCCAAGUAUGAAAUCAAGGCCAAAAUACAGACAGUCAUGGGAUAUAUGAAACAAAUAAUUGAAACCUUUGACAUGCAGCAAUUUGUUGGUGAGCUGAAGAGAUUCAUUUCAUCUAUCAACUUCAAACCUCUCAUUGACACAGUUGUUAGUAGGAUUCCCACAAAGAUUCUCAAUGAGGCAACAGAUUAUAUUAGGAAUAUGAUUCAGGACCUUGACAUCCUGGGUAAGAUCAAUACAUUCUAUGCCAAGAUGAGGGAGUUGAUUGUAAAGUUUGAGGCUGACAAAAAGGUUCAGGCUGUCUUGGAAAAAGCUGUGGAGCUCAUCAAACAGUUCAAAAUUGAGGAAACCAUUACAGCUGUAUUCAACAUGGUGAAGGAUGCAGACAUACCUACCAAAUUCAUGCAGGUCUUCCAGGGCAUUAUCAACUACUUGAAAUCAACUGAGGUCAAGGAUAUAAUUCAACAGCUGAAUAUGUACAUUGAAACUAUUGUACAAAAGCUGAACUCAAUGGAUUACAAUGACUUUGUGGAUUAUGCCAAUCAAAUUUUUGCUGAGUACACAGCUUACCUGAAUGAGCUGAUCAGGACUCUUGAAAUCUCCGAGAAACUAGAGGCAACAAGAGAUUUCGUCAAUGUUGUCUCAUCAUCUGUUAGAAGUCUCAUAGAACGCCUGAGAGAAAUCAAGAUUGCAGAAAUAAUUAAAUCUGUGAAGGAUGUCAUUGAUGAAGUUGUGCUGGAUAACCUUAAGACGUUUGCUGAACUUGCAAAACAAAAAGUUACUAAACUGGAUGUCAAAGAUGAGAUUACCUCUUAUCUGCGCUUCGUGAGCAUGUGCUACAGGAGAGUAACAACCAUCAUGACUGAUAUGUUCUCCAGUAUGGUUAGGAUGAUUAAGGACUUUCUACCUGAGCAAAAAAUCAUCAAUGAGAUUCAGCAGAUUAUUGAUGGUCUAAUUACAGAACUGAAGAAAGCUGAGUUGAUCAUGCCAUCCUUCACCAUCCCUCUCACUGAUCUUGUUGUACCGUCCAUGACAUUCCGCAUGGAUAAGCUUGGACAGUUUGAAAUCCCAACACAGCUGGACAUCCCUGAGUUCACUGUUUUUGGGCUCCAUACUGUGCAAGCAACUAUCAUCUCAACUAGUGGCAUUAAACAGAGAAUCAUUGACUUGAUUGAUUUCAUUCUCAACUUUGAGUUGAAUAUGUUUGAUAUGGGCUCCUUGUUUGGAGGCCUGACUAUGGACUAUUUUCCUGUCCUGCCUGAAUUUUCACUUCCUGCAAUUACUGUACCUGAGUUCUCCUUCCCCACUCUGCCUCGCAUUCCAGAAGAGAAACUUGUUAAGACUCUCCAACUCCCACCAUUUGAGCUGUCAGUCAUUCCUAGUGAGAUGACAGUUCCAGGCUUUGGUAAAUUGAGUUAUGAGAUAAAAGUCAACACCCCCAUUUACUUUAUGAGGAAUGCUGCUGAAGUCCAAACCUCUGUUGACGUAGAUGAGACUCCUCAGUUGACAGCUUUUCUGACUUCUCAAGGCACAUCAAUCAGCUUUAAAAUCCUUAACUUCAACCUAGAUUCCACUGCUCACGUUGCUCUUCCCAAGGGCCAUCGUCUGAUUGCAGCUGAGACCAUUAAGUUCACUCAUGAUUUUCUCUCAGUGGACCAUCACGCAUCUGUGACUUUUUCUGACUUCUCUGCCCAGGCCUCAGGCAAGACCACAUUAAAAGUUGCCACAGCACCUUAUAAUGCUGAGCUUUUAAAUGAAGUUUUCUUGGCUACCAUGAGUGGUUUAUCUGCCACUAUUGACACUUCCUAUAAACAUGUGGUCAACCUCCCCAUUGUGGACCUCGCUGGUGAGACAUCGGUGACACAAAAAUGUGUGGCCCGUCAGGAAGGCACAUCUAUUACAAUAACUAUUGGAAACCAGGGUAAUACAACCUUCAACUCUCAUGACAGUACGCAUAAGAGUGAACUGCAAGUCACAGUUAAUCCAAGUACAUUCAAGUUGAAAUUCAACAGUGACACUGAUACAUUCCUUCUGAAGAUGAGACAGACCCUGAGUGCUGACUUUGUCAUCUUUAACUAUUUCAAGUUUGAUGUUCGUUCUGAAGCCGAAGGCCCCAUUGUUAAAAACAGCCUUUUUGUGGGAUCAGUAAAUGCCAAUCUGCAUGACAUGAAUCUUGAGCUGAAGGCAACACACAACACAGAUCUAAUUGGUAUUGUCAAUGGAGCCUUAAACAAUGUGAUUGAUGUUGUUGUCCAUCCCAGAGAGGUUGUGUUCAGCUUUCAGAAUAAAGGAAACACCAGGGUCAAUUUCAAUGAUGCUCUUACUGCCAAAAUUGAUCUACAGAAUGAUUACUCUGCAACCUUCAGGUCUGACAAACAACAUAUCAACACUGUGGCUCUGGCCCGUUUUAAUCAGCACAAGCUGUUCUGGAGAUUCACUGUAGACAACAAUGAGAGGGAGGCUGCCAUUCUUACAGCCAUAGAAGGGGAGGCAGACCUUGAUUUCCUGACUAGGCCCAUCAGCAUUCCUGAGAUUGAGAUUCCAUUUGUUGACUUCCAUACCCCAGCCAUUAGUGAUCUUGACUUGUAUGACCAAACUGGGCUGAAAAACAUUUUGACUACCACUGAGCAGACUGUUAAUGUGGAUGCCAAGUUGGUUUAUCAAAAAAGCCAAGCAUCCCCCUUUGUUGAUGUGAUGGGUCUGAUCCAGAUUCCCUCUGUGGGUAACCUGAUCACAGAAUGUCCUUUCAAGUCUGCCAUCAUCAAUCUGAAUGUCAAUGCUGGACUGUAUGCUGAAGAUGAUCUAGUGUUCCGGCUGGGAGCUACCACAGCCUCUGUGUUUGAGGGUCUAAAAGCCAAACUUGAUGGUACCACCAGUCUGACCAAAAGAGGAAUCAAGUUGGCUAAUUCCUUGUCCCUCGAAAAUCAUCACAUUGAAGGCACUCAUGACAGCACCAUCAGUAUGAAUACUGAGACAUUUGAACCUGCAGUUGCUGUGGCUACUAUUGCAAAGAUUGUCUUGCCUAUACUCAGUCUGCAAGCAAACCAAAAUCUGGUUGCAGACACCAAAACCAAAGCAAGUGCUGUUUCCACCAUGAGGAUGAAGGGUGACUUCAACAUCCCUGUGAUCAAGGCUGUUGGAAAGGCCGAGGCUGACCACAGUCUGAAGCUGGAAGGAACCUUUGAGGAUAUUUCCAUGGAGUCAUCCACCAGAGCAAAUAUGGACGGCACAGUGCUUGAUGACUAUCUAGUUUUGGGAGUCACUGAUAAUGAGGUUAAUCUGUAUCUGAACAAUGAUGGUCUACGCUCCACCUCCAAGAUUAUUGCUGAUGCCAAGCUUAACUGUGGCACCAACAAAGUCAUUGGCAUGGAUGUAAAUGAAAAUCUUGCAUUUGAAGUCUCCCUGAGCCGUGUCUAUGCAGUGCUUAAGUAUACUGGCAACAACGAGGCAAAUGUGUUCAAUUUCAACACCAAUGGGAAACACAUUGCCCAGGCAACCAUUGACUUUGCACCAAUGUCUUCCUUGGCUGCUGAUAUUGAGAUUGGUAUCUCUCAGCCGAGCAGCCUGGGUGAACUCACCAUCUUUGAGAAAACUGUUGCUGAAGUGACACCUGCCAAGCAGAAAAUCUCUACCAACACCAAGUUUUUGAGCCCACUGUACACCACAAACCUGGCAGCAGAAGUCGAGGGCAAUGCUCCUACGUUCAAAGUCACCUUUAAGUCCUCUGCCACCUCUGUGAUUGUCCUCUUGGAAUAUGACCUAGACUCUUCCAUUACCAUAAACUUUGAACAAGGUGGUCUAAGCCUGACUGGGAAGGGUGUUUUCACCCAUACUGAUCUGACUGUGGAUAUUCAACAUAUUCUUUCCCAUACGUUGAGUGACUUCCGUCUCACACUAAAUGUGGACAUAACCAGCCCUGCCUUCACUGAUGUGAACUUGCGUCAUGUUGUCCACAAAGAUGGAAUCAGUGCUACAAUUUCGAUUCCAUCGACUGGCUUCCUGGGUCUUCAGCUCCAUGGCAGGGUCCCAUCGCAGAUGAAUGCCAGGCUUUAUGGUCGCUAUGCUUCUGAUCCUGGGAAGGAUGUUGAUAUUUUUACCAUCAGAGCUUCUGUCAAGGAUACUCAAAAAAUGAAUCUUAAGAUGUCCAUCAACAUGGAUGCUCCAGACAUCAUGCUCAGUGGACUGAAGGAAAAACUUCCAGCCAUCACCUCUUGUUUGUCUAACUUUGCUGAGAAAUACCAACUGUUCAGAUAUGCUGCUCAGCUGAAGAAUAUUAUUAUUUAUUAUAUCGAGGAGGCCCACAACAUUGCAAACAACCAUGCCCCACAUAUGAGCCAGGUGUCUAUCCUCUUUAGGAACACUGUUGUUCAGUACCAGAGGACUGUUCAAGUGUUCUUGGAUGCAGCCAUUAAGGUCCUGAGAGAGACCCAAGUCAAACUGCCUGGCUCUGAUGAGACGACCACUCUCAUUGAGGUGCUCAAUAAGCUGACCACCAGCAUCACCACUAUGCUAGAGAAGGCAAUGAAUAUGUGGAAGCAUCCUAUCUACCUGAUUUGUACCAAGUCCAGUGGUUAUGACACCUACUUACAUCACUGA